Babjeviella inositovora NRRL Y-12698 is the source of this 1380-nucleotide messenger RNA. RefSeq lists its product as uncharacterized. The transcript is spliced from 2 exons. The coding region runs from base 132 to 902 and encodes 256 amino acids. Gene Ontology annotation, molecular function: alcohol dehydrogenase (NADP+) activity. The record is from RefSeq and is a predicted model, not a curated record. Gene Ontology annotation, biological process: alcohol metabolic process. NCBI's taxonomy places the organism in Eukaryota, Fungi, Ascomycota, Pichiomycetes, Serinales.
GUAAGGUCGUCAAGGUCGGUUCCAAAGUCACCAACCACAAGCUCGGCGACCGUGUCGGUGUCGGCGCGCAGUCCAAAUCGUGUUUGGACUGUGAUCGUUGUAACAGUGGUAACGAACUGUACUGUAAGAAGAUGGUCUUUACCUACGGUGGCAAAUACGAAGACGGUUACAUCUCUCAGGGUGGUUACGCCUCGCACAUCAGAGUGCACGAGCACUUUGUUUUCCCAAUCCCAAAAGGCAUCAAGUCUGAACAUGCUGCUCCGUUGAUGUGCGGUGGUUUGACCGUUUACUCUCCGUUGAAGAGAUUCUUAGACCAAGCCCGUGCCACCAACGCUAACAAGGACGUCACUGUUGGUAUCAUUGGGAUUGGUGGAUUGGGUUCUAUGGCCUUGCAGCUCGCCAAGGCUAUGGGCUAUACCAAGGUCUACGCCAUCUCCCGUGGUACCUCCAAGAAGGAAGACGCUUUGAAGUUGGGUGCCGAUGGCUUCAUUGCCACCACUGAAAAGGACUGGGCCGAGUCCCACCAACACACCUUUGAUUUAAUCUUGAACUGUGCCUCUUCGAUCUCCAACUUGAACAUGAACUCUUUCCUCUCAGUUAUGAAGUUUGGAGGUAACUUCACCUCGGUCGGUAUGGGUCCAUCUGACGAAUCCUUCAAUAUUUCUCCGGCCUAUCUCUACAGAAACCGCUCCACUAUAAGCUCGUCCGCUUUGGGUUCCCGUACCGAAUGCAUCGAGAUGUUGGAGUUGGCUGCGAGCAAGGGGGUUACUCCAUGGAUCGAGGAAGUGCCUAUCUCCGAAGCUGGUGUCAGCGAAAUUUUGACUAAGUGUGACAAUGGUGAUGCCAGAUACAGAUACUGUUUGACCGACUUCCAUAAGGCUUUCCAGACCGGUAAGAACUAGAUGUCCAUAGGCUUAUUGACUAAUAUAAGUUGAAAAAGGCUGUAGUAGCCAGGGACUUGCUCGAGGGCUGGUGAAAACGACAUUAGGUUUUUCCCGUGGAUUGUUUGACAGCGGAGGAAGACUGAAACAGACGAGAUACUAGCAGGGUUAAAUGGUCUAGUGGCGCUACCUCAGAAACUGAGGGAUUGAAGUUGCCGAUUUUGCGGUGUUCCAAAAGGCGAUAGCUGUCAUUUGUCGCUUUAAGAUAAUUUUAACGCAUUUCAGAGUCGAAUCGGGGUGUUUUCCGAAUCCAUCAUGUUGUAGCUCUCCCGUUGGAUAAGGGCAAUGAGGGAAAUAAUAUUCCAUAUCUGCCAAAGGUUUUACAAACGUACUGACCUCAAAAAGGCAAAAAGAUAACGACAACGGCAGGACUCGAACCUGCGCGGGCAGAGCCCAAAAGAUUUCUAAUCUUUCGCCUUAACCGCUCGGCCACGUUGCC